GGCUCCGCCCCUCCUCUCCGCCCCUCCUCUCCUCCUCCGCCUUCUUGCCUGCUGUUCGUGCCGCUCGCCGGCCUCGCCUCGCCUCGUCCUCGCGGUGCGGAUUUCGACGGACGGCGGGACGCGAGAUGGGCGUCCUCAUGGAGACCAUCGCCCCCGGGGACGGGAGGACCUUCCCGAAGCGCGGGCAGACCUGCGUGGUGCACUACACGGGCAUGCUGGAAGACGGGAAGAAGUUUGACUCGUCCCGCAACAGGGGCAAGCCCUUCAAGUUUGUCAUGGGCAAACAGGAAGUCAUCCGUGGCUGGGAAGAAGGAGUCUCCCAGGUAGGGCGGGGCCAGGUGGGAUGGGGAACUGGCCAGGAAGAAGGAGUCUCCCAGAUGAGCGUCGGGCAGAGGGCCAAGCUGACCAUCUCUCCAGACUACGCUUACGGGGCGGCCGGCCACCCGGGCAUCAUCCCCUCCAACGCCACCCUCAUUUUUGACGUGGAGCUCCUAAAGUUGGAAUGACAAACGAGGGCAACCCCCUCCUCGCCCUCCCACUUCCCUGCUCUGGGGUUUUGGCCCCCACAGAGAACCCCAGAGGUCUUUGCUUGGAGAUCAACGCACACCAAUUUGUAUGGAGCUUUCCCGGCUACCCACCACUCUCUCGGUGUCACCCUCCACCCCGGUCUGAAUGUUUUUGAGCCGCUUCCGGUUUCGCUUCCUGGUUUCCCUCGUCGACAUUUUUGAACUCGGUGCCAGUUUGGGAGUGGGGUGGGGUCCACAAACACGGCCCCUUUAAGAGUAGUUGGACUUCGACGCCCAGAAUUCCUCAUCCAGCAAUGCUGGCUGAGGAAUUCUGGGCGUCGAAGUCCAACUACUCUUAAAGGGGCCGUGUUUGUGGACCUCCCUUCUCUGUGCUAUUAAGCAGCUAUUUUUUUUUGGGUGCAGAGGGUUGUGGGGUGGGAAGGCGGGGGGGGGGACGACAAUCAGGUCCUUUCAUCUUAUUUCGUUGAGGGUUUUGGGGGGUGUGUGUCGGCUUGAGUUGCGUUACGAUUCCGGCUUUUGAGUCGGUAUCUCAAAUGAUUCUGUAAACAAAAUCCCUUGGGGUGUGUUUGCUUUUUGGAAGGAUCGCCGUUGGAAUUGGAAUCCGUUGGCUGUUUGGAAUGCCUGCCAGUCCCCUGUUGGAGGGGCUUCAGAGGGGGGGGUCCCCCUCCCCAUCAGCCCUAGUAGACAUCCGAGAGUCGUCCUCUGCCCCCCCCCCAACCCACCCACCCCCAACUUGCUUUCGGUGGCUCUUCCCUCUUUUCCGCGGGCUUUUAAUUUGAUUUUACCGGAGUUGGUUUUCUUUUUUUCCUUUUGAACUUCGAGCGGGAAACUCAACUCCUGCUGCUUGUCGUCAAGUGAGGAGGGGGGAACAUCAGCCCCCUCCCCACUCACCCACCCACUCACCCACCCACCCACCCACGCCAAAACGCCUGUGAAGUUCUCUAUGGAAAAGUGAUGCUGGUCGUCUACCGCUUUUUUUGCCAUCCCCGUACCAUCCCUUCUUUCGGCGGUCCCCUUCCCCCCCCCUCCCAGCCCCCCCCCCUUUUGCCCCCUCCCCACCAUCGUAUCUUUCGGUAAGAGAAUUGCCACCCCCACCUUCUUUCCACCUCCUGCCAUCCUCUUCUUCUUCAUCAUCAUCAUCAUCAUGUGAGCGUAUAGAGUUUUAUUACUGCAAUAAAAAUGCUUUAUGCUGGCUUUUCUCAAA
Molecule: messenger RNA, 1731 nt
Organism: Crotalus tigris (Tiger rattlesnake)
Lineage: Eukaryota; Metazoa; Chordata; Lepidosauria; Squamata; Viperidae
Gene: FKBP1A
Product: FKBP prolyl isomerase 1A
Exons: 5
Coding region: 126-506 (126 amino acids)
Molecular function (GO): peptidyl-prolyl cis-trans isomerase activity
Source: RefSeq, a predicted model, not a curated record